AUGAAAGGGAACACUUCAAACCCUUCUUUGCGAACCUUUUAUGUCUUGGAAGAGCGAGAGAGAGGCGUUCAAAGAGGAGAUAGCAAUACAGAGAAACCAGAUCUGAAGCAAGAGAGAUCGGAAAACAAGGAGGAGCAUGAAUCAGAGAAACCUGUUUUGGUUUCAGGCGAGGAGUCGGACCGGGAGAACCAGGCGGUGAAUGAGUCGAAUUCGACCGAGUCCGAUGGGAAGGGUGGAGUAGAGGAUGCGUGGUGCAGGGAGGAGGAAGGGGGAGGUGAUUGUGGAGGGGAGGAGUCGUGUGAGUUAGGUGACUCUGGGACUCAGUGGAGUGGUGAGUCUGAGUUCGGGGAGGAAGAGGAAGAGGAAAAGGAGGGACAGAAACGGUCAGCGAUAGUAAACGAUGGCUUUUUGUUCGAGUAA
Messenger RNA from Dovyalis caffra, 420 nucleotides. NCBI's taxonomy places the organism in Eukaryota, Viridiplantae, Streptophyta, Magnoliopsida, Malpighiales, Salicaceae. The record is from the annotation of a GenBank genome assembly.